ACGCUGAUGCGAGUCGCGUUAACUAAUUCCGCCUUUUUUCGCUUCCUCACGAAAGUUUAUACUCGCUGAUAGUCAAUUAAUCUGAACAGCUAUUCGAUUUCUAUGUAGACGACGGCAGCGAGUGAUCCUGUAUCGCGAAUAACAUCGGUAAAUCGAAGCGCUUCGCGUUCGUUGUACGCAUCUUGAGUCUGAUCAUUACCCAUCCGCGAUUUACCAGUAUUAUCGAGUCCCGAUCAUCGGUCGCGAGUUCGCGUUCCAUCGGUGGUUAGCUCGUUCGAGCGAAGAAUACGGAGAAAUCCGAUGGUUCGCUCGCGUUUUGCUAGGAACGACGGAAGAACGCGGUUCGAUUAACGGUUAGUUCUCGAGCUAACGUUUAUCGAAACGCGUUUAUUCAAGAAUUAUGCGAAAACGUCUCUUCCGACCACUGCCAUUCACCGAUACGCGCCGAGAUUUGAAGUGUACACAGUCGACCACGUGUGCGCUAUUUCUUUAUCAACGCAAUAAAAAACGCCCGUGUAAUCCGUUUACCGUACGUUGUGUACCUUUCCAGCGAAGAUAAAAAUCGGUCGUUCCGACGUCGCGAUCGGCGAAAAGGUGGUAUAAAAGAGAACAAGGGAAAGAGUUGAGAUUCUGUUCGCGUUUGCGUAGGAAUUUUGGCAGAACGUUUCGAGAUGUUAAUUUCGAGCGCUUGGUUCGAGAUAAUAGCAGCGGCACUCUUGACGACGUUGAUCUUCGCGACUAGCUAUCGGCCAGUCUGGUGGUUCUGGAGCGGAGCUUCGCACAGGACCAACGCUCCGGUCGAAGUGACGGACCGAAGGAAAUUUAAGACGGUCUCGGAUGUGCCAGGACCGUACUCCUUGCCGAUUCUUGGAACCAGGUGGAUAUUCUCCGGCUUCGGAUCCUAUACUUUGAACAAGAUUCACGACGCUUACAAAGAUUUGAAUCGACGGUACGGAGCGUUGUGUAAAGAGGAGGCAUUAUGGAAUUUUCCGGUGAUUUCCGUGUUCUCUCGUCAAGACAUCGAGACCGUUCUACGACGAAGUCCGAGGUAUCCGCUUCGCCCUCCGCAGGAAGUGAUAUCCCAUUAUCGUCGAACCCGUCACGAUCGCUACACGAAUCUCGGUUUAGUCAACGAACAGGGACAAACGUGGCACGAUCUUCGGACCGCUCUUACGUCAGAAUUGACGGGAGCCAACACCGUCCUUGGCUUCUUCCCGGCUCUGAACGUGGUGGCUGAUUCCUUCGUUGACCUGAUCCGUCGGCAAAGAACGAUGGGAUACAAAGUAACGGGUUUCGAGGAGCUCGCCUAUAAAAUGGGACUCGAGAGUACGUGUACUCUGAUCUUGGGAAGACACCUCGGCUUCUUAAAGCCAGACUCCAGCAGCGAAAUCGCGAGCAGAUUGGCGGAAGCGGUCAGGGUUCAUUUCACCGCAUCGCGAGACGCUUUUUACGGUUUGCCGCUUUGGAAGCUGCUGCCUACGUCCGCGUACAAACAGCUGAUAGAAAGCGAGGAUACCAUAUACAAUAUCAUAUCGGACAUCGUGGAAGCCACGAUAUGGGAGAAGCGAGACGAUGCCAAAGACGAAUCUGUGGAAGCAGUGUUUCAAUCCAUAUUGAGGCAGAAGAGUCUCGACGUACGAGAUAAGAAGGCAGCAAUCGUCGACUUCAUAGCGGCUGGUAUACACACGCUAGGAAACACUCUGGUCUUCUUGUUCGAUCUGAUCGGGCGUAAUCCAGCGGUGCAAGCCAAACUGUACGAAGAAAGCUGCUCUUUGGCUCCUCCUGGUUGUGACCUCACCAUCGAAAAUUUACGAAAGGCCAAGUAUCUGCGCGCCUGCAUCAUCGAAUCCUUUCGAAAGAUUCCUACGACAACUUGUAUCGCUCGCAUCCUGGACGAACCCCUCGAACUCAGCGGAUAUCGUCUCAACGCCGGAACUGUGGUGCUGUUGCACACGUGGAUAGCUGGUUUGAACGAAGACAAUUUCAAAGAUGCCUCAGAGUAUUUGCCCGAGAGAUGGUUAACGCCUGUCGCUCCGCAUUCACCGUUACUGGUUGCACCUUUCGGGGCUGGUAGAAGAAUAUGUCCGGGUAAACGAUUCGUGGAACUGGCACUUCAGCUGAUUCUUGCGAAGAUCGUUCGAGAGUUCGAGAUCAUUGUCGACGAGGAGCUUGGCUUGCAGUUUGAAUUUAUUCUCGCGCCAAAGAGUCCCGUGGUUCUUGGUUUCCGGGAUCGUUCUUUGAAAGCGUAACUCGAUGAAGCGGAUUAAACGAUUACUCGAAUCGCUGAAAUCCUCGUAAAGGUUUCACGAUUCAUUUCGAUUCUGUUCGGUUCAGAAUAUUUAUCGUUGUAUUUAUACUUUAUCGCGCACGCGUCGUUUGGGAUCAUUUUAUUUUUCUUUCGUUCGAUUUGCUCAAACUCGUUAUAUAGUCAAGGUUUUUUCGUUUAGUCUAGGUAAAAAUAAGACGAUCCCGAAUGUCAUCAUUUUCUACGUUUAUUGCGUAUCCUAUCGUAUCGUUUUUCAAGGUCGAAAUAAAAGAACAUCGAUCGUUGGCAAACUUACAUUUCUCUGUAAACAGUUGUAAUUCGUAACCGAAUUCGCCCUGGAAAAACAUGUUUUUGAUGCGAUAUAAAAUUAAUUGACGAUACAUGUAUAACGUUCGUGUAAAUAAACAGAUAUAGAUAUCGUUUGUUAAAUAUAA
Messenger RNA from Megachile rotundata (alfalfa leafcutting bee), 2700 nucleotides. RefSeq names its product cytochrome P450 family 24 subfamily A member shade (gene shd). The record is from RefSeq and is a predicted model, not a curated record. Gene Ontology annotation, molecular function: monooxygenase activity; iron ion binding; heme binding. Lineage: Eukaryota; Metazoa; Arthropoda; Insecta; Hymenoptera; Megachilidae.